GUGUAGUAUGUAAAAACGAUUUAGAAAUAAAAGUAAAAUAAAAUAAAAUAACAUAAAUAUGGACUGUGAGAAUGAAGAUAUUUUUGCAUGUAAAUGUGAAGAAAAGCAUGAAGAUUUACUACAAUUUCUUAAUGAUAAGGUAGAUGCUGUUUAUUUAUUUAGAGAUAGAUAUUUUGAAAAUCACAAGAUUGAAGAUGCAAUAAGGAAAAAUGAGGAAAUCCAAAUGUUACUGCAAACUACUUUAAAACUAUUUAAUGAUCAUGAACCACUAAUUAAGGAUGUAAGUCGUGCAAAAUAUAACUUUUUGAAAGGAAAGCUACUCAAUGUUGUACCUAAAUACAACAAAGAAGCAGAAAAUUUACUAUCAAAAUCAAUCAAGUUAGACCCAAAGUUAGUCGAUGCAUGGAACGAAUUGGGAGAAUGUUAUUGGAAAAAUGAUGAAUUAGGAAAAUCCAUUAAUUGUUUUGAAGGAGCCCUAAAGGAGAAAAAGAACAAAUAUUCUUUAAGAAGUCUGUCUAUGUUAUCAAGACAAGCAGCAUCAAAAAAUAGGGAAGAAAGGGUAAAGAAUAUAGAAAAAGGAUUAAGUUAUGCAAAAGAAGCCGUUCAGCUGGAUCCACAUGAUGGCUUAUCUUGGGCAGUAUUAGGCAAUGCCCAUUUAUCAUCAUUUUUUGGAAUACAGCAAAAUCCAAAAAUUCUAAAACAAUGUUUAAGUGCUUAUUCACAAGCGGAAAAAGAUUUAGUAGCUAAAAGUACUCCAGAUCUACACUACAAUAAGGGCAUAACGUUAAAAUACGAAGAAGAAUAUAAACUAGCUUUAGAAUCGUUUAACGAAGCUUCCCUUUUCGACCCCACUUGGGAACCACCUACGAUUAAGGAGAAGCAACUCGUGAAGUAUUUGAAUGACAUACAAGAAUUGGUGUCUACAAGUGGAAAAAUGAAAGCUAAACGAUUGCAACAGACACUUCAGUCAAUAGAUUCAAAACAGUUGGGUCCUUACAGUGGAGGAAGUUAUACGUCUUCCAACGGUGAAGCGGUAAAGCUUAUUGAAACAAAAUUGUCAGAUUUAAAACCCGGCAUUAAUGAAGAACGAGUGAUUUUAGGGAAAGUGGUUUGUUCAGUUAGGAAUGAGGAUACAGUACCAUUUACAUUCUGUUUGGUCGAUAAGGCUGGGACUUGUGUGGUUGUGACAGUUUUUAAUUUAGCCGAUGGGAAAGGAGUUAUAAUAGGAGAUUCCGUCGCUAUACCGGAACCUUAUUUAACCAUCAUUGAUUUUUCUUACAAAGGAAAUGAAUACAAAUUUAGGCUCAUCAGGGUGGAAACACCAGUGAUAUUAGUAGUGAAUGGCAAAAAAGUCAGUAGAGACUUACAGGCGGGUGUUCAAAUGUCAAUAUUUAAAAAAUUCGACUAGCAGUGAUUUAAAUUAUGAAACAUAUUGGUUGAUAUAUCAGGAUGAGACUAAAAGUGCAAUUAAAACAUUAAAAACAGCUUUAACUGACAUGAUUAUCGACUGAUAUACCUAAUCAAUAGAUUUACCGAAAGGAUGUUGCAAGGUAAAAGUUCUGUACCACAUUUAUAUACACAAAAUAUUAAUUCGCUUAUUUAUUUUGGAGUAGUUAUGUAAAAUAUGUGGCUGAAAACAUUUGGUUCUGUAUAAAUGGUUUAUAAUCUUGCAAAUUAUCUACAAAGUUUUGAUGUCUGUGAUAAUAGUUGGAUGAAAAUAAAAUGAAGUAAAAUAUUUAUAUAACAACUUUUAUCUUUAGUAAAUGUAGUGUUUUCUGUAAAAAAAAUAUAAAUAUGCAUUUACUCACUACUGUAUAUAAAUGUGGUUUAGUUUAUGUGUGAUGGAUAAAGAAAAUAUCGUGAUGCCAAAAAAUGUCACUGAUUUUUUUUUUGAAUUAAGACUAAUUUUUAAAUUUAUUUUGUAGUGUAUACCAUACUGAA
Molecule: messenger RNA, 1941 nt
Organism: Anoplophora glabripennis (Asian longhorned beetle)
Lineage: Eukaryota; Metazoa; Arthropoda; Insecta; Coleoptera; Cerambycidae
Product: tetratricopeptide repeat protein 5-like
Exons: 8
Coding region: 59-1408 (449 amino acids)
Molecular function (GO): protein binding
Source: RefSeq, a predicted model, not a curated record